AACAUAUUUCCAUAAAAAUGAGGUUAUAUUUAUGAGUGUAUAUUUAUUUUAUGGCUUUGUAUUUUGUAUGUUGAUGGAACUUGUUUUUAUUUUUGCUAAAAUGUAAACUUUAUGUUUGUGAAAAUAAUAUAUAUUUUAAAAGGCAUAGUAUAAAACAUGUAAAAACUUCCUAUGAAAGUUACAACUUAAUUUUUCACAUCCCUAACUUUACACUUUAUGUAUUACAAUCACAGACCAUUUAGCCUAUUAUAAUUGAAAUUUUAUCAAUUACUAGAAAUCAAAUUAGAGUGGUUAACAAUCUUCUACUUUACUGUACAGACAACAAGUGCUAUGUGGUAUCUGAUAAAGGCAUUUGGUUAUCAUCCAGAUUGUGAUAAAGAAUUAUAAUCUGAUAAUUCGACAGUCGUCAUAGAGGCCUCCUAUUUGGAUGUAGUGCGUAAUGUAUGUGUUGUGAGGCGAAUCUCAGUGUUUGAAAUGGCAGGCCAAAUACAGUUAGCAAACCUGGUUUGGCUGAAGCCACAAGGCAACUCGGAGUUCGACAUCCCUACUGCAGCUAAGGUGCUGAAGAGUAGCGGCAACAGCCUUCAGGUCCAAGAUGAUGAUGGCAAGGUGUACUCGGCAACCAUCAACGAUGUAUUAAAGCCACUUCAUGCGACGUCGGUGGCCGGCGUUGAAGACAUGAUAACUCUGGGGGAGCUCCAGGAAUACACAAUCCUUAGAAACCUCCAUAUAAGAUACAAGCAGCAGUUGAUAUAUACUUAUACGGGGUCCAUGUUGAUCGCGAUCAAUCCAUACGAGAUCCUCCCAAUCUACACUAUGGAUCAGAUACACUUCUACCAGGCAACGAACAUAGGAGACGUGCCGCCGCACAUCUUCGCCAUUGGGGAGAGUUCCUUCAGGGAACUGAAGCAAACUACGACAAAUCAGUGCAUUGUCAUCAGCGGGGAGAGUGGUGCGGGAAAGACAGAAAGCACAAAACUACUUUUGCAAUAUUUAGCCGCAGCCAGCGGUAAACAUUCCUGGAUAGAGCAACAGAUACAGGAAACUAAUCCAGUACUAGAAGCGUUUGGAAACGCAAAGACGGUAAAAAACGAUAAUUCGUCGAGAUUCGGAAAAUACAUCAACAUAUAUUUCAGCAGGAAAGGAGUAAUAGAAGGUGGCAAUAUAGACCAAUAUUUACUUGAGAAAUCGCGUAUUGUUUUUCAAAAUAAAGGAGAAAGAAAUUAUCACAUUUUUUACUCCUUGGUCGAAGGUCUGUCUCCUGAUGAGAAAAUGAAACUAGACCUCGGUCGGACGGCCGAUUACUAUUAUUUAAAUUCUGGAAAUAUGCUCACAUGCGAAGGUCGUAACGACAGCCUAGAAUUUGCUGAUAUAAGGUCUGCAUUCAAAGUUCUAAACUUCUCUGACCCUGAGGUGUGGUCUAUAUUCAGCAUGUUGGCAGCCAUUUUGCACUUAGGAAAUUUGAAAUUUAAAGGUUUCAAUGUAAAUAAUAUGGAAUCGUCCGAAGUAGCUGAUAUGAUAAAUGCCAGCAGAAUCGCGUCUCUUAUUGGUGUGAACAAGUCUGUUCUGUGUGAUGCCCUAACAAGGAAGACAUUUGUCGCGCACGGGGAAAAGGUUGUGUCCACUAUAUCCGUAUCAGCGGCCUUGGAAGGCAGAGAUGCGCUGGUCAAAGCGAUAUACGGACACAUAUUCGAGUACAUAGUCGAAGGGAUAAACAAAACUUUACAUAAAGACCAACAGCUGUCCAGUGGUUCUGUAGGUAUACUAGAUAUAUUUGGUUUUGAAAAUUUCGAGUCGAAUAGUUUUGAACAACUUUGCAUCAACUAUGCAAACGAGAAUCUACAACAGUUUUUUGUCAAGCACAUAUUUAAAUUGGAGCAAGAACAGUAUGAGAAGGAGGGUAUAGUUUGGUCGAAUAUAAAUUACGUAGACAACCAGGAAAUGCUGGAUAUGAUAGGGUUGAAGCCAAUGAACCUUUUAUCCCUGAUAGACGAAGAGUCGCGGUUCCCCAAAGGUACUGAUGUCACGCUCCUGUCCAAACUGAAUAGCAAUCACAGCACCAAAUCAUGUUACCUAGCUCCGAAAUCAACUCACGAACAUUCUUUUGGAGUGAAACAUUUCGCCGGAAAUGUACAAUACAAAAUAAAAGGAUUUUUGGACAAAAACAGAGACAUGUUGACGACAGAUAUCAAAGAGAUGAUACUUGAUUCGAGCAACUCUUUCUUGAAAACCGUUUUCGCUCUGGAGUCAAAGCCCAGUUCGCAGAGUGGAAGGAAGACGGUGUCUUUGAGUCACCAGUUCAAGACGUCCCUGGAGUCGCUGAUGAAAACGCUGUAUGCUUGUCAUCCGUUCUUCGUGCGUUGCAUCAAACCUAAUGAAGUUAAACAACCUAGGAUUUUCGAUAAAGCAUUGUGCGUGCGACAAUUGAGGUAUGCAGGUUUGAUGGAAACAGCAAAAAUAAGGCAAGCUGGUUACCCUAUCCGCUACUCAUACUACGAAUUCGUGUACCGCUAUCGACUCAUUGUCUCCGACAUACCUCCAGCUGAUAAAACUGACUGCAAAGUUGCCGCUCAUAAAAUAUGCACAGAAGUGUUGAAAGAUGGUGAAUUCCGACUCGGAUAUACUAAAGUGUUCCUCAAAGACACACAUGACGCCAUAUUAGAAGAACUAAGACAUAAGGUGUUGUUGAGAGCUGUGGUAAAAGUACAAGCAAAUGCACGAAGAUUCGUUCUUAGGAGGCAGUUCUUAAAACUACGCGCCGCCGCUUUGACGAUUCAAAAACACUUCCGUGCUCGAGGUUACAGAAAGAGGUUCUUAGUAAUGCGCAGAGGAUACUUACGAAUACAAGCUGUCAUCAAGUCCAGAGAAUUGAGAAGGACUUUCGUGAAUUUAAGGAAAUUCUUCGCCAAAUUCCAAGCACACUGCCGAGGAUUUAUUAUAAGAAAAUUAAUUAAAGAAAAGGGCGGUAUUCUUAAAGCGAAGUUAGCUCAAUUUAGAAAGGAGAAAAAUACGGCAAUUACAUCUGGAUCUAAAGAGAAAGUGGCUGGUGAUGAGUUUGAGAAGAACUUUACGGAGCUGAUGAGGUCUAUUUGGAUAAUUAAGGAGAUCCAAGUAGACGAUCAUACGCAAAAUAACACAAUGAUCGACGAUAGAUAUGUGGAUGAUGUGUUUGGAUUUUUGAAGGACACUUCCACCCCGGGUGGUACAGUACGGGGGACUGGAUUUGGUGUGGUAACUACACCAAAACCGGUGGUAUCAGAUGUGAUCCCUAUACCACAAGAGCCACAUGAGGAACCCAUUGAUGAGUACAACUUUAGGAAAUUCGCAGCCACUUACUUCGUCGGCAACAGCACCCACCAAUACUCAAGGAAGCACCUGAAAUAUUCUCUGCUAGAAUUACCCUCACCCAUAGAUAAGGAAGCGGCCUUAGCCCUGUGGAUUACGAUAUUGAGGUUCAUGGGAGAUCUAGCGGAACCAAAAUAUGUUGACGAUAAAAUUGAUAAUGUUCCAGUAAUGACCAAGUUGUCUAAUACGGUUGGUCGCGCUUUCGCGAAGAGUAAGGAAUUCGAGGAACUAUUAUCUCAGGAUAAAUAUGACAAAAAGAUGAUACACAAAACAUUGAAACGUCAGACAAAGUUGAACGAGGAUCUUAUGAAAAGCUUGGUCAACGACGAAGUGACUAUAGACAUGUACAGCCGUUGGCUGAACUCGCGUCGGAGCACCAACCUGGAGAAGUUGCACUUCAUCAUCGGCCAUGGGCUCAUCAGGAAAGAGCUGCGAGACGAAAUCUUCUGUCAGCUCUGUAAGCAGCUCACCAACAAUCCAUCCAAAGCGUCGCACGCCCGCGGCUGGAUCUUGCUCUCGCUGUGCGUCGGCUGCUUCCCGCCGUCCGAGCGCUUCGUCAAGUACCUCCGCUCCUUCAUCCGCAGUGGGCCCCCCGGCUACGCCCCCUACUGCGAAGGAAGACUACUUAGAACCUUCAAAAACGGGUCUCGCACACAACCCCCUAGCUGGCUAGAACUCCAAGCCACAAAAACAAAAAAACCUGUCCUACUAUCCGUAACCUUAAUGGACGAACAAGUCAAAACUAUCCAAUCGGACUCAGCCACCACAUCAGAAGAGAUAUGCCAACAGAUAGCCGAAAACAUCGGACUGAAAGACACUUUCGGUUUUUCUUUGUACAUAACUUUGUAUGAUAAAGUACUUUCAUUAGGAAGCGAGGGAGAACACAUUAUGGACGCGAUUUCUCAAUGCGAGCAGUUCGCUAGAGAACAGGGGACACCAGAAAAAAAUGCGCCUUGGAGGUUAUUCUUCCGUAAAGAAGUAUUUACACCAUGGCACAACCCCACCGAGGAUUCUGUAGCUACAAAUCUUAUUUAUUGCCAAGUUGCGAAAGGAGUUAAAUUUGGUGAAUACCGCUGUAAUAACGAACAAGAUUUGGCCAUGUUAGCUGCUCAACAACACUAUAUCGAAUACGGUCCAAGAAUAGAUCCAAAUGUUCUACGUAAAGUCAUUGUAAAUUAUAUACCAAAUCAGUUUAUACAAUCUAAUGAUGCUGCCUUGACAAAAUGGGAACAUUUAGUAACAAAAGCAUUUGAGUCAUCACAGAGUGUGCAGUCCAAAGUAGACCCAUUGAGAUGUAAAGAAGAUAUCGUUAUAUUCUCCCAAUUAAAAUGGCCAAUGUUAUUCUCCCGGUUCUUUGAAGCACUUAAAUUGAAAGGAGAUACAAUCAGCAAAGAACUUGUUAUAAUUGCUGUCAACUGGACUGGAAUUUAUAUUGUUGAUCAAACAGAAACCAUACUACUUGAAAUCUCUUUUUGCGAGGUUACUUAUGUGGCUUAUAAUGAAGAUAAAGAUUUGGAUAAUGUUGGAAGGAUAACAAUAAGAACCGUACAAGAAGAGGAAUUCGAAUUCCAGAGCGUUGAUGCCGGCGAGAUGAGUUCUCUAAUAAUUUAUUUGAUAGACGGCUUAAAGAGACGGUCCAUCUUUGUGAUAGCUCAAACGGACUCUCAGGGUUACAGCGAUGCUUCAUCUUUUUUGCAAUACAAGAAGGGAGACCUUAUAACUCUUUUACAAGACUGUACUGGAGAGACUUUAAUGAACUCAACGUGGGGCCACGGAUUAUGUAACGGCCAGGAAGGCCUCUUCCCCACUGAACAAGUCUACAUUCUGCCGACAAUGUCUGAGCCCAACAGUGCUACAUUAGAAGUGUUCAAAAAAGGCAAUUUCACUAAAGAUAAGAAAAUCAAAUCUAAAUACAACACAAUACAGCGUAAGCGAAUGUAUACACUUGAAAAGUUCGCUAAAGAGUACUUCAGGGAGAACACGGAAGCGAAUAGUAGCGUAUCGAGUGCGUCCACGUUGACUACUGCGAAGAAGAAUGUAACCGCUGAUUUGUGGGUCCACAGUCGCGAUCCCCUUCGGAAGCCUUUACUGAAGAAACUGUUAGAGAACGAGAACCUAUCGAAACACGCAGUCAUGGCUUACAUGGGCCUAUUGAAAUACAUGGGAGACAUGCCUGCGCCAAAAGCGAGGGCCGUAACAGAGUACACUGAUGAAAUAUUCCGAGCUGCUAUCAACGAAUCAUUAUUGAGAGACGAAGUUUACUGUCAAAUUAUGAAACAGCUGACGAACAACAGGAUACAGCUGAGCGAAGAGCGAGGAUGGGAGAUCAUGUGGCUCGCGACUGGAGUGUUUGCAUGUGGGCCUGUGUUGCUGAAGGAGCUGGUCGAAUUUCUAAAGACACGGCCUCAUCCGAUAGCAAAGGAAUGUUUGAAGAGAGUGUUUAGGAUACAAAAGAGCGGUUCGAGAUUGUACGCUCCGUAUGUGGUGGAAGUGGAAGCGAUUCAGCACAGGAGUCUGCAGAUAUACCAUAAAGUGUACUUCCCUGAUGAUACGGACGAGGCGUUCGAGGUGGAUUCGUCGACGAAGGCAAAGGAUCUGUGCGAGCAGAUCACUGGCAGACUCAGCUUGAAGAACAGCGACGGGUUCAGCUUGUUCGUGAAAAUCGCCGAUAAGGUGUUCUCGGUGCCUGAAAACUAUUAUUUCUUCGAUUUUGUUCACGAACUCGUUGAGUGGAUGAAGCAAACGCGGCCCGUUCGCGGAGCGGCUCAAGUGCAAAUGAAUUACCAGAUAUUCUUCAUGAAGAAAUUAUGGAUAAACACUAUCCCUGGACGAGACAAGAACGCUGACCAAAUAUUCUACUACCCACAAGAGUUGCCAAAAUAUUUGCGCGGCUACCACAAGUCCUCUAAGCAAGAUCUAAUAGAACUAGCUGCCCUUAUUUACAAAGCAAGAUUUGGAAGUGACCAGUCUUUGUUGCCUCGAAUCACGGAAAUGUUAGAGGAGUUUAUACCACCCGAUAUGGUCAGGUUGCAAUCGAACUCUGCGUGGAAAUCUUCGAUCGGUGCGGCAUACGUGCAACUAGGGAUAAUGACGCCAGAGGAAGCCAAAGAGAAGUUUUUGAAAAAGAUUUACCAGCUGCCCACGUUUGGUACAGCAUUCUUUGAAGUGAAGCAGACCUCUGACCCGGCCUACCCUGAAAUGGUUGUUGUUGGAAUAAAUAAAAAUGGUGUUAGCCUCAUACAUCCACAAAGUAGAGAGGUGCUUAUAACACAUCCAUUCUCUCAAAUAUCCAACUGGUCGUCUGGCAACACGUUUUUCCACAUGACAAUGGGCAACUUCAUUCGUGGAAGAAAAAUAUUAUGCGAGACUUCGCUGGGAUAUAAAAUGGAUGACCUCAUUUCGUCAUACAUAGCUGUAUUACGGCAAACAAUGCAGAAGUCGAAAUCUAACUAAAAAGUCAGUAAUCACAAAGCUAAUGUAAAUAGGUAGUAAUUUUCGAAUUAUAUUGAUGUCAAUAUAUUACUGUAUUACUUAAUAAUUCUUUCAUUAAUAAUAAAAAAAUAUGUAGAUAUGA
Molecule: messenger RNA, 6919 nt
Organism: Plodia interpunctella (Indianmeal moth)
Lineage: Eukaryota; Metazoa; Arthropoda; Insecta; Lepidoptera; Pyralidae
Product: myosin-VIIa-like
Exons: 12
Coding region: 475-6798 (2107 amino acids)
Cellular component (GO): myosin complex; cytoskeleton
Molecular function (GO): protein binding; ATP binding; cytoskeletal motor activity
Source: RefSeq, a predicted model, not a curated record